AUGUUCAAGUUAUCCUUAAAAGUGCAGGUGUUACUCACUCAAGAUUCGGCCCGUGUCCAUCGAGAAGUGUUGAAGAACAUGCCUAUUCUGAGGAGACUUGCCCGGGCCAAAUUAGACGCCCAGCAAGUCAAACUGAUGGGAAGUAUUCUGGACGAUCUGGCUGAGUUUUGCCAUUUACCUAUGACUCCAGACGAACCUCAUCCAAUGAAUCAGAAUAUUUUAAUCAGUAAUGGAAUCUUGGAAAUCCUUUUUGAUGUUCUGUGCCAAGACAUCGACACAAAACUACUCCAAGAGCAGUAUGGUGGCAUGAAGGAAGUAUUUCGAAAGACACUCUAUUUGCUAAAACUCUUAGCAAAAGAAAACAACGCCGUCCAAACGCACAUUUUUGACCGCCUUGAUGUCCUGCUUGAUGUCCGAGUGGCCGAAUCAGACUUGGCAAUAGCCUUGAAAGAGGUUUUCGCCGGAAACCAAACCACCUGCCUUAAAAUUCAUCCGCGACAAAUUCAAAAAAUUGUCAACCGUGCUGCAGACCUACAAGAAAAAGCUCCGCAAUUUCUCGAUCUUCUAAGUAUGAUCGUGAAAGUUUUGGGAACGGGUCUCACUUUAAAAAGAAACCAAGCCUAUGUGAUGAAAUAUAUUAUGCAGAAUUACAAAAAAGUUGCCUUCGUACUGGAUUUAUCCCGAGAAAACAGAGAAAAGAUACUAAUGAAUCCGUCCAUGAUGGAAACCUUAAGAUAUUAUAUCAGCCUGCUUGAUCUCCUGGCUGCGUGUGCCGAGGGCGAAAACAUGUUUAUUGAGUCCCUAUGUCAGACUAUCCUACCAUUUGAUGACUUAUUGUGGAUACUAAACAACCAGCGGAUUGAUAAUUGUCUGAAGAAGCCUUUUCUCCGCUGCCUGCACCAUGUUUACAUGAAAAAUUCUGUGGCUGUAGUGGAAACAGGAAUCGGAGAAUUGCCUCACGACACUGAUUUGUGGGAAUAUUUAUCGAACGUAUCAGUCGACAUGAAUCGGCUGACAGACAGCAUUAAGGAAGACCCAGACAAAAUCGCCAUUCACCUAAAAACUGCUCCGGAGAAAAGCGGCGCUGCAAGUGCUCCAGAUUUUGAAUCCUCGGCCUACGGGACUGUCCUCUACAUUCUGGAAGGGGUCAUGCCAUUUCUUACAACAUUUUACAAACACUUCUACUUCCCGGACAAUGAUGCGUUCGGAAAUGAAGUGGACGAUACUGAUCAUCUGGCCAAAGCUGUCGUGAUGUUUUGCGAAGUUAUUGGACCAUUACUCUACAAACCAGAACAUAUGAAAAAUAUGGUUGCCUGUAUCACAUCUGUGGUACCGGCGUCCAAUAUGCCAAACUCGAACAUGGAAGGAAUAGUUGAGAGAUUUGCCUCUGGAAUCACCGUCGAAGAUGUAUCCAGUGCAAUACGAAGGGUAAUUCAUCUUUAA
Acanthosepion pharaonis is the source of this 1443-nucleotide messenger RNA. NCBI's taxonomy places the organism in Eukaryota, Metazoa, Mollusca, Cephalopoda, Sepiida, Sepiidae. The record is from the annotation of a GenBank genome assembly.